CACGACACUUCCCAAUCUCUCUCUCUCUCUCAAUCUCUACCCUAAACCUUCAAUCUUUGUCGCCUGUCGUGCGGCUCCAAAACUUCUCCCUCCUCUCUCUCCUUCCUCUUCCCUAAUUUUUUUGAUACCCUCGCGAUCAUUCUCCGCCAGUGUUCUCCCCCUCCGUCCUCGUCCAUCUCGUUUUCCGAACAACCCCACACUACAUUGCACCAUCGCAGAUACAUACCCACGAAGCAUUCCGCGCUCCAAAACCUUACCCCUCUCACAAACUUAUCGCCUCAGGGUCCUCUUAGCCCCAGGACAUCAUGGGUCAGACUCUUUCGGAGCCGGUGGUCGAAAAGAAAUCAGAGAAUGGCGCCAGCGACUCCCUCAUCUUUGGCGUGUCCUCGAUGCAGGGCUGGCGAAUCAGCAUGGAGGACGCCCACGCAGCUGUCCUGAAAUACCACGCUAACGGCGAGGAUGAGAAGUCGAUUCCCGAAGACAAGCGAUUAAGUUUCUUUGGUGUUUACGAUGGUCACGGAGGUGAUAAAGUUGCUAUAUACACUGGAGACCAUUUGCACGAAAUCGUGGCAAAGCAGGAGGCAUUCAAGGAGAGAGACAUAAAAAAGGCUCUGCAGGAUGGGUUUCUCGCCACCGAUAGAGCAAUCCUGAGCGACCCUAAAUACGAAGAGGAAGUCUCGGGCUGCACUGCGUCAGUUGGUGUUAUUUCCAAGGACAAAAUCUGGGUGGCAAACGCUGGAGAUUCCCGAACUGUCCUGGGCAUCAAGGGACGGGCUAAGCCACUGUCCUACGACCACAAGCCCCAGAAUGAAGCUGAGAAGGCGCGUAUCCAAGCCGCCGGAGGUUUCGUGGAUUUCGGCCGCGUUAACGGCAACCUUGCGCUAUCCCGCGCAAUAGGCGAUUUCGAGUUCAAAAAGAGCGCCGAGCUCCCCCCUGAGCAGCAAAUCGUCACGGCAUACCCGGAUGUCGAGAUACAUGAUAUCACUGAGGAUGAUGAAUUCGUCGUCCUUGCUUGUGAUGGAAUCUGGGAUUGCCAAUCAUCCCAAGCAGUCAUCGAGUUCGUAAGACGCGGUAUCGUGGCAAAGCAGGAUCUUGCGGCUAUUUGCGAGAACAUGAUGGACAACUGUUUGGCGUCAAACAGCGACACAGGUGGUGUUGGCUGUGACAAUAUGACCAUGGUUAUUGUCGGAUUGCUUCAGGGCCGCACGAAGGAGCAGUGGUACGAGGAUAUCGCUAAGAGGGUCGCAAAUGGGGAGGGUCCUUGCGCUCCGCCAGAGUAUGCCGAAUUCCGGGGUCCCGGAGUCCACCACAACAAUGAUGAUUCAGCUGAUGACAUCGAUAUGGAUCUCGACCAACGCUUCCGCCCCAACAACGGCAUGGGAGGCCGCAUCAUUCUACUUGGAGAUGGCACUGAAAUAUCGACCGAAGCGCCCGACAGUGAAAUGUUCGAUCAAGAUGAUGAAGACAAAGACUCGGAGCCAGAGAAGACUGACGCCAAAGACAAUUCCCGGACUGCACGCGAAGAGACCCCCGGCCCAAGCUCCAAAUCUAGCAACACUCAAGAAGCCACUGAAUCUCCCUCGUCCGUCAACACCGAAAAGUCCGAGACGCCGGCCAAGGACACAACUGUGCCAGAGAAGAUAGUACCUGGAUCUAGCGCGGAGGGAAAGAGCAACAAGUGAGUUGUCUGGUUGUUAAGCGCUCCCGUAUCGCUGGAUUGUUUUAGAGUGGAAUUCUUUUCUUGGACCAGGCUCGGGGUUUCUAAUUGUUCCACUACACGUCAUUUGUCAUGAUAGGGAAGAUA
This is a messenger RNA of Aaosphaeria arxii CBS 175.79, 1804 nucleotides long. RefSeq names its product protein phosphatase-like protein 2c. Gene Ontology annotation, molecular function: cation binding; protein serine/threonine phosphatase activity. The transcript is spliced from 7 exons. The coding region runs from base 306 to 1682 and encodes 458 amino acids. The record is from RefSeq and is a predicted model, not a curated record. Gene Ontology annotation, biological process: protein dephosphorylation. NCBI's taxonomy places the organism in Eukaryota, Fungi, Ascomycota, Dothideomycetes, Pleosporales.